UAUGGCGGUCGAUUAGUGUGUUGAUAUUUGGUCGAAUGACUUGUUUUGGGCGAAUAUCUCGACGAUUUUGCCGCAAAUACCUAGUUAUUAAAAUUUAAAGCCUUGAAAUGUGCCAAGCACAGCAGGCAAACCUCACUUCAACAACGUAGAUUUCUUUCUUAUAGUUCUGGAAUCUCCUUUUGCACUAGUAGCCUCUCACUCACAGCAGGAAAUAUGACUGAGCGUUCAAAAAAGUUUGUUGAGGCUCUGAAUUCAGAUUUCCGUGCUUUAUCAAACGAAACAAGAAAGAAAUUCCAUCCUGUAAAAGAGGCAGCAGAAGCUGGCAUUUUGAAACUACGAAAUCUUCCUGCUAUUUACCAAAAAGACAAAGACAUAUACCGAGUUUUGUCAGAAGAAACAGAGAUAAUUCAACCUUUCUUACUGGGAUGUGACACAAAAAGUCUUCGUGUAGUUCAAAUAUCUUUGACAGCAUUACAGAGGCUGAUCUCUCAUCAAGCCAUCUCAGAGGCUUCUGCGAAGAACCUAAUCAGUACAUUAUGGUUGUUGAUGGAAACUGGGCUGGAGGAGUUGAGAAUCUUGCAAACAUUGCUGUUAAUUUUGACAACCACAAAAAUUGUAGCUGGGGAAUCAUUUGCCAAGGCAAUAGUCUUGUGCUUUAAGUUAUAUUUCUUCAAAGAUGUGACUAUCAGUAGUACAGCAGCUGCAAGUGUUCGACAGAUUGUCUCAGCUGCUUUUGAUAGAGUUGUGUAUGAAGACAAUGAAGAGGGAGACAAUGAACCUGAAUUCAACCCACCAAGUCCAAGACAUAAAAAUUGUCCAGUCAGUCUAAGACCAUUUGCAAGAGAUGCUUAUUUGUUAUUUCAGGAUCUUUGUCAGCUGACAAAUGGUGAGCAACCAUAUUGGCUUGUUGGAAUGGACGAAAUGAUGAGAACGUUUGGAUUGGAAUUACUGGAGAAUGUUUUGAAGAGUUUUCCUAAUAUAUUCCUAAAGCAUCCUGAGUUCAGUUUUCUUCUCAAAGAAAGAGUGUGUCCACUUGUUAUAAAGUUGUUUUCACCGAGCAUCAAGUUUCGGCAAGGAUCGGGAAACUCAUCAGAACCACCUUUAGAGAAACCGGUUUUCCCUGUUUCUAUGAGGUUAUUGCGGAUCGUAUCGGUCUUGAUAGAACAGUUCUACACGUUACUGGUGACAGAAUGUGAGAUCUUCCUCUCGUUGUUGGUAAAGUUCUUGGAUAUUGACAAACCAUUUUGGCAACGUUCACUCGCUUUGGAAGUAUUACAUAUUCUAUGUCUUCAGCCCAAACUACUCAGAUCGUUCUGUCAAUACUAUGACAUGCAAGAACACUCGACCAAAGUCUUCCACGAUCUCGUCAACUCGUUGGCUAGUUUCAUCCAAUCACUUUACUCCGGUGCUGGGCAGCAGACUCCUUCAGUAACUCCACCUCACUCCCCUUCGUCACAACCUCCUCCGACCCAGUCCACUACAGGAAAUACAGCGGCUAAUGGCGGUACUCCAGUGCCUGGUUUUCACUACCAUGGCGUGUGGCUACCUCUUGUAAAGUUACCUUCAGGACAAGCAAAACCUGUCUAUCUGGAACAGUUGGAUAGAAUUCAAACUCCAAAUGUGGCUGAAGCUUAUGCAAUGACCGUUGCCUUCAAAACUUUGUUAGCCCUGGUUAAUAGCAUUGAUGUUCUUGUCAAGUCGACGAUGAAGAAAGAAAAUGACGCGAAAGUUGAGGGAUGGAUAGAACCGAAUGAGGACGUGAAGACACCAGACCAGACUGGAGUUGGGACUGAAGCUGUUGAAAAUAGCAAUAAUGAAGAAGAAGAAAAUCUAAACGAAGUUUGGAAACAGAUGUUAAAUUCUUCCUGGUGUGGUCUGCUUGCUGCUCUGUCGCUGCUGUUGGAAGCGAGUAACAACGAAUCAUCAACGGAAGGAAUCUUAAAAUGCUUUCAAAUUUUAUCAAACAGUUGUGGCUUACUUGAUCUAACAUUCCCGCGGGAUGCAUUCAUUAUGUCCCUAUGUAAAGCCUCUUUACCAUCCCAAUGUUCCCUAUCUGUACUUAGCGUUCCCUCAUUGGACACGGCUGUUGAUGCCAAGUUGUUACCGUCCCAAGAUCCUGGGCACGCGGAAAAGCCCGGGGAUAACGGAAGUGGGUUUCCGACCAUGGUUGCGGGUAUGGCGCCUGGAGCACAAAGCGGGCCUGUGACGUUGUCUUCAAAGAACAUUCGCUGUAUGAGAGCAAUUUUAAACCUCGCUCAUUGUCACGGAGGAAUAUUGGGAUCAUCGUGGUAUAUACUGCUUGCCACUUUAAAGCACUUGACCUGGAUGCUGGGACUUAUACCCGCGGAUGGAGGCAGUUUAAAAUCGGGUCCGAUUAACGAAAUUCCAAAUUUGGUCGUCAGUUCCUCUUUGAAAACAGAAAUACCAGUUCUGUCCGCCAUGUUGUCCAGGCUUUUUGAAAGCUCACGAUUCCUAGAUGAUGUUGCCGUCCACCACUUAAUCGACGCACUGUGUCGACUCUUGUCUGAAUCUGCUGAUCAAGCGGAAAGCAGCAAGGAUCCAUCGUUAUUUCCGAUUGCAAAGCUACUGGAGACGGGCUUACAUAAUCUUCAUAGAAUACCUGUGCUGUGGAAACCACUCACUGCUCAUUUACUUGAGGUGUGUCAGAGUCGUUAUACACGCAUGCGCGAAUAUGGUGCUGAGGCUGUGACGAUGUUGGUUCGUGAGGCUCUGAAUUUUGAUCACAAACCUCCGCUUGUUGCAAACUCGCAACUCCAGUCCAUGAUCUUAUCUCCACUACAAGUUAUGUCAAGCAACAACAAUGGCGAUGUUCGUAAUAGGCAGUUGGAAUGCGUUCUUAAGAUUCUGCAAUCAAAUGGUCAAAAUUUGGGAACUGGAUGGCCGGUUAUUGUUGGUGUGGUUGGGGCGGCUACGAACCAGAAAGGUUCUGCUAUAAUUCAAUCCGGAUUUCAAAGUCUUCAACUUAUUAUUACUGAUUAUCUUCCAAUGAUCCCGCAUUCUGAUUUAAAACUGGUCAUAGAGGUCGUUGGAAAAUAUGGUCUACAGCCCCAAGAAUUGAAUAUCAGUUUAACUGCCGUCGGAUUGUUGUGGAAUAUCUCGGAUUUUCUUAAUCAAAAUCGCGUCACCAUUCAAGAGGCUUUGGAGCAACAGGACACCCAUGCUUCCGAACCUACAAGAGACGAUCCUGCACUGCCUGCUUCUGACCGCCUGUGGAUGGCGCUGUAUUCUAAGAUGGGUGAACUUUGUGUUGAUCCCAGACCUGCCGUCCGUAAGAGUGCGGGUCAGACACUGUUUUCCACCAUAGGUGCGCAUGGUUCGUUGUUGGAUAAGGUUACAUGGUACACAGUGCUUUGGCAGGUUCUCUUUCCUCUACUAGAACGCGUCAAGAAAAUGUCGAGUUCAGCCGCUUCAGUCCCCCCACCAAGCGACACGUCCACACAAGGCAGGAUCCUCAUGCAUCAUUCACGUGACACGGCCGAAAAACAAUGGGACGAGACACGGGUGUUGUCUCUCAAUGGCGUUGCGCGCGUUUUUAACACGCGACGCCAACUCCUCGCAUCACUGGACGAGUUUCCAAGAGCCUGGGCUCUACUUUUGGAGUUCGUUGAAGCGUCUGCUUUAAGCAAGUCCGCUGAGGUAUCGCUGGCAGCACUAAAAAGCUUCCUUGACAUUGUACAAGAUCCGACACCCGACGACGAAGUGAAAGAGCCCGAAGCCGUGUUCAACGAAAAAAGCGGGAACUUUGUUAGCAAAGGUCGAACUAAACUUAAAGUAAAACCGAAAUUUUGUGAAGCCAGUGAGGAUAUAAAUUUAUGGGUCAACGCUUGGCGUGUCUGGUGUAACAUCGGCAUAACUUCUACCUCGUCGACAAACACACUAAGGGUUAAAAAGGACUCGAAUGGACAAGUUGUAAAAUACCGCGUUUAUCCAACUCAAUCCUUUUUAUCCGCUUUAAUCGACGUGUUUCCUUAUUUAUUCCCACGUAUCUACUCGCGUUUCGGACUUUCCGAUUUGCAAAAAUUAUCACAAGUUUUAGUUAGUUCGUUGAAGGUGCCCGUGCACAUAGACUCGGCUCCAUUCCUAACAACGGCGCAUGACUCUGUUUUGACGUCAUUACAAGUAUCAAUUUCAAAUGCUCUGGACAUGCUCCGCGAACCAAUCCCUGAGCAUGGUUCAGUAUUGGAUAACCAAUCACAGCCAAUGUAUCCAACGGUUUUUGCAAUGUUACUUCAAGUGGUAAACUUUGCCUGUCAUCCUCCGACUGUGGACGAGACGGAAGAAGGUGUAAACAGGAAAAGGGACUGGAUCAUACCAAGUCUGGUGCCGUUUUCUGAGAGUUGCUUGGAGCGAGUGGCGGACUUGUACCAAGUCUGUGCGGACAAUGAGAGUGUGAUUCAAGAUCACGUGAUAUUUAGUAUUAUUAAGACAUUGCACGAUCCGCUGAAACUAAAAUACAAAUGCCAACGACAGACGACAUGGAAAUUGGCCAUCAAUUCACUGAUAACAGUCUUAGAAAAGAGCUUGCCUGUUGCUUAUAAAGACACAAGAACAGAGUUGUUUCAUUCCAUGUGGGAGGAACUCGCUGCAUCAUUUGAAGACUUUCUCUUUGCGACAAGCAAUCCUCCUGAUACCCAAACAUUGGAAAAUCAUUUGAGUGACGAGCAACUUGAUCUUAAGGUACUUCACGUUAUACGUGAUGACAUCCUGCCGCACUCGCAUAUAGUACCACGUGAUUUUCUUUCAAGAAUAAUGACGUUAUUAAACAAAGGCUCCAUUCAUUCCGCCACGAACUCAACUUUGGAAGGUUUAGAUGGUAGUAAGUUUCCACUAAGAGAAGAGUUUGCUAAGACAUGUUUCGAAAUUCUUUUGGAAUUUUCCUUUUCAAAUGGAGAUGCGAAAGGAACUCAGAAAGAAGUGAAAGUUUCCCAACUGGCCAUCGACUCUUUGCUUGGCCGCUGUAAAGAGGUUCUUUCUAAAUACAGUGAGGAUGAUAAACUCGGCGGGAAAUGUCCCUUACCAAGAACUAGAAUGGCUGAAGUAACGUUCGUCAUAAAAGCGAUGGCAACCUUGGUCUCAUCUUUGAAGAAAACCUCAAAUUCUCCGUCAAGUAGCUGUAAAGUGGAUCCCAAACUUUGGUCGCAAGUCGUCGAGAUUUAUCCGUGCCUCGUCGAUUGCAUUACGUGCAGUUCCGAUGCCGUACGAGAGGCUUUGAAACAAACACUUUUCGAAUUUAAAGAUCUUUUACUGCAUGAGCCCAAUAGCAAAUCUACGGAAUUUAUUCAUCAAUGAGAUCCAACGCAAAGGCACAAAGUUACGCUGUGAAAAUAUGUCUCCUUGCAACUUUCCCAAGUUGGCAAACAAAGAAACAAUAUUUAAAUUAAAGUUCAGUGAUUUACGCUAAAUCUUUAUGAAUUCAACAUUAACACCCCGUAUCGCAACAUUAAGAUUCACAAGCACACCCACAAUAUGUACGCUAAAGAUGCCUGUGAAGUGAAUUUCAGGAACCAGUUUGUUGUUCGUAGCCGCUUUAGGCUGGAUAGCAGAGAGGCGAAAAUAAAUCGAUCAAGUUCAUUAAAUAACCACAGUUUGCAACAACACAUUCAGUGCUUGCAGUAAUUACGUUAAAGCAUUCGCAAAAUGUGUAAAACUGUUACACAUUUUUUGUUUAUUCACCCUAUAACGGUUUCCGAACAACUGUCUCCAGGAAUGUAAUGAGAAAAGGUUAUACUGAUAGGAAUUAUCAUUAUAUAUAAUAUAACCAAGCCCGCGAUGUGUGGUUCUUGAUGAUUUGAUAAAAUGAAUUUGUAUUCCACGUUUCAUUUUCUCAGAGCGCAUGUAGUUAGUAUGCGUUAUAUAUAUGCGUGACAAAGAACCUCCCGCGGGAAAAAUGUGCAGGAAAAUGUGAUUAUUCUCCACCAGAAAACCAGUAAUACUCAUUUAUAUCCUAAUAAUUCUAUAUUGAAUGAAUGCUUGAUAUUAUACAAAAUAAUUUUUAUAAUGAAAAUAAUAAAUAUAAUUAUUUUUA
Molecule: messenger RNA, 6046 nt
Organism: Dendronephthya gigantea
Lineage: Eukaryota; Metazoa; Cnidaria; Anthozoa; Malacalcyonacea; Nephtheidae
Product: protein MON2 homolog
Exons: 32
Coding region: 214-5310 (1698 amino acids)
Source: RefSeq, a predicted model, not a curated record